AUGGUUUCCGGGUUGAUUGCAUUCCCGAGUUCGGAGCCGUUCCAUGCACCUGCCCAGACUUUGUUCACAUCUUUGGGUGAAUCUGAUUCCUUACAGGUGUCCAUUCUCUCAAAAGCUAGAGCCGGACAACCACCUCAUCUCAUCGUGGACUUGCACAUAGAUGACGCCACGGAGAUCGGUAUGUGGAUGAAGGCUCUGCAAAGUGUGCUGAAAGGCAUGGAGGCGACACAAGACGAGAACCAAGGAGGCGAUCGCUUGAGUCCUGUGGGAUCGCAGAAGCAACCCACAUCGACAUUGCCCUCGGCAAGGUCUCAGGCAUCUUCCGAGGUGGAGGAAGAAUGUGUUUUGCUUCGAGCAAAAAGCCAGAAACUGCAGCAGCGAAUCGCCGGCCUUGAGGCGAUCAGUGGGCGCCGUGAGAAGCAAAUGAAGAAGCUCCUGAAGCGCUUGGACGGCGCCAUGCAGAUGUUGGAUGCCUUGCAGGACAUGUGCGGCCAACAACGGAAG
This is a messenger RNA of Symbiodinium necroappetens, 504 nucleotides long. The record is from the annotation of a GenBank genome assembly. NCBI's taxonomy places the organism in Eukaryota, Dinophyceae, Suessiales, Symbiodiniaceae.